CAAGGACCAGGCUGGGGAGCAGGUGGGCUGUCGGCCUUGCUUUCCACCGGCCUGAGUGCCUCCUGCCCGUUCUGGUCGGGCGAAGCUUCCCGCGCGAGCCUGGGGCCUCUCCGUCGGUUCCUCUCCUCUGCUCCCUGCUCAUGCUCCGCACUCUUCCCUGUUCCUCUGGCGCCUCGUCCCCUUCCUGGCGAGAGCUGCCCCCAAGUUUCGCCGUUUGGGCGAGCGCGCUGUGAUCCAGCCUGGGCCCUGCUCGGAGAUUGUACAGUAACUCCUCCCCCUCUAGGCCGUUUUGGUUUGAAGACGGGGGAAAUCCCUUGCUGUCCUCAGAAAGUACGCGGUGCGCGGUAGUGGGCGAUGGCGCUCAGGCGUAUCCAGAAGGAGCUCGCGGACUUGGGCUCCGACCCUCCGGACAACUGCUCGGCCGGGCCCGCCGGGGACGACAUGUUCAAUUGGCAGGCCUCAAUUAUGGGGCCUCCUGAUUGCCCCUACCAGGGAGGCGCCUUCUUUCUGAACAUCCAGUUCCCGACCGACUACCCCUUCAAGCCUCCGAAGGUGCAGUUCACGACCAAGAUCUACCACUGCAACGUCAAUUCGAACGGGGCGAUCUGCCUCGACAUCAUCAAGGACCAGUGGAGCCCGGCCCUCACCAUCUCCAAGGUCGAUGAUGCUCCAACUUACUUUAGCCUUGAUCACCAGAAAGAAUUUCGAGUACCAAGAAAGUACCGAAACUGGAGGGUUGUGACGUGUCGGGCCCUGGGGGGCGAUACUCGUUCGACACUGUUUCGACACUUUCCUGGGUGCUCGAACUUAUUUUUGGGAUGCGUUACGUAAGUACGAGUGGAGCAGCAUAACUCCAAGGUGCUCCUCUCGAUCUCCUCGCUUCUGACCGACCCCAACCCCAGCGACCCUCUGGUGCCGGAGAUCGCGCAGCUGUACCUGAAGGACAGGGCGAAGCACGACUCGACCGCACGCGAGUGGGUCCAGAAGUAUGCAAGCUGAGCAGCCUUGAGAUUCAGAGGAGGACAAGGCGGCGCAGCCUUGGGAUCGCCAGGUGCCGUGUACAGAAGCUGCUAUGCAGGCACAAGCAGCAGUGCUCGCUGCUCCCAUUCGUUCUCCAGCAAGAGGUGCGAAGUGUGGCACGGGAACAGUGACAGCGAACAGUGUCGCUGCUACGUUGCAAAGGCGCCGUGCUACUUCACCUAGGGCUCGACGUUGUCCCCAAACAUCAGGAGGGGAAAAACACACACAGACACAAUGAAUCGUCGACCCCCAGGAG
This is a messenger RNA of Prorocentrum cordatum, 1276 nucleotides long. Lineage: Eukaryota; Dinophyceae; Prorocentrales; Prorocentraceae. The record is from the annotation of a GenBank genome assembly.